This is a messenger RNA of Procambarus clarkii (red swamp crayfish), 3356 nucleotides long. RefSeq names its product facilitated trehalose transporter Tret1. Gene Ontology annotation, biological process: transmembrane transport. Gene Ontology annotation, cellular component: membrane. The record is from RefSeq and is a predicted model, not a curated record. Gene Ontology annotation, molecular function: transmembrane transporter activity. Lineage: Eukaryota; Metazoa; Arthropoda; Malacostraca; Decapoda; Cambaridae.
CCAGUAGUGUAGUAGUAGUGGUGGGUGGUAGUGGCGGCGCCCCAACACUGCUCUCUCUCUCUCUCACUUCCUCUUCUCAAACAUGCAAAAUACACUUCUCAAAUUUGCCUGAAGUAGUAGUAGUUAAAAAAUUUAGUUGCGACUAAAAAGCCUAAUCAGAAUAAAAGUUUCCUGCGUGUGGAUAUAUAAAAUAUAGCAUGGCGCCAAAUGAGAAUGCAGAGAAUGGGGUACCGGUGUCUGGAGAGUGUUUGGACCUGCUAGAGCGGGAGUACCCCGCUGGUGUGAAGCCCCAGGUAGUUAGAGGUCAGUACGGGUCACACAACACACACUUCAGGUCACCGGCCUGUGAAAACGCGCGAGCUGUAACUAAGCAGGUAGCGGCCGGAGCAUUCGCCUCACUUUCAGCCGUAAGCAUAGGCUUCAUCACAGCCUAUUCCUCCCUGACACUCCCACAGCUCAGGAACGACACGUCCAUUGAUUACGUUGACGCCAGAGACUCAGGAUGGAUAGCGUCCCUGCCGUCCAUAUCAUCUAUCCUGGGGUCGUUGUUGGGGGGCGUGAUGAUGGACGCCGUGGGCCCGCGCAUGACGCUGCUCCUGACGGCGCUGCCCUGUCUGCUCUCCUGGUCCUUCAUCUCUUUCGCCAACUCUGUCUCUCUCAUCUACGUCGGCCGCCUGAUCACCGGCGUCUUCCUUGGUAUAUUCUCCCCCGUGCCGCAGGUGUACGCUACAGAGAUCGCUGAGCCUCGCAUUCGUGGUCUGCUGGGAGCCUUCCCCGAAGCCGCCGUCGCUCUCGGCUCCCUCUUGUGCUACGCCUUCGGAGCUGUGACGGACUGGCGGUGGCUGGCGGGGGUGUCGGCGCUGGUGCCUUGUCUGCCUCUCUUCGUCUCCAUGAUCUUCCUCCCAGAGUCUCCACAGUGGCUCACCAAGAAGGCCCAGCUGAGAAAGGCCGAGCACUCUCUCAGAUUCUUCAGGAGGAAAUCUCACAACGUGAACGCUGAAAUCAACAUUAUCUACACUAACAUCAUGGCUACAGACGGCGCCGAAAUCUCCGUUUGGGAGCAACUGAAGCUCUUCAGGAAGCCUCAGAACUGGAAGCCGGUGCUGAUCGUGUUCCUCGUGUUCAUGUGUGGACAGUUCAGCGGGUUUGCUGUGGUUACCGCCUACACUGUCGAUAUCUUCAAUGAGGCCAACACCAACACUGAUGCCAACACUGCUACAGUCAUUGUUGGCUUGGUGAGGUUCAUAUCAACGCUAGUGAGCGCUGGACUACUGGACCGGGCGGGCCGCAAGCCUCUCCUAAUCAUCUCCUCUAUUGGCUCCUGUGUAGGAAUGGUGUCCAUAGGCACCUUCUUCUACCUCAAGGAGGUUGGCUUCACUGAGAGCAUCAGCUGGCUGCCUCUCGCCUCUCUCCUCAUCUACGUCUUCUUCAACGAGCUGGGAUACGGCCCCAUCCCCUGGCUGCUUUCCGGAGAACUUAUUCCUCUGGCGGUAAGAACCAUAGGAAACGGCGUGGCCGUCACUGCUUACUCCUUCUUCGCCUUCGUUAUCGGCUUGACGUUCCCACUCUUGACGGACGUGAUGAGUACCUACGUCGUCUUCUGGAUGUACGCCUUCUUCAGCCUCUCCGGCGUGGCCCUGGGCAUCUUCCUGCCAGAGACACGAGGCAAGACGCUGGAGGAGAUCGAGAAGUUCUUCGCUCCAGCACCUUCAAAGGAAGAAGUCCCGCUCACUAAAGAUAUCACUCCUUAACGGAUAUGAGCUUAGAGCCUCGUUAUUAACCCUUAAACUGCGCAGCAGUUUAAAAGCACCACAUUGAGGUGCACUAAAAAUGGUAAAUAAAAUAGGACAAAAUCGCAUAUGGGCAUUUGGAGCAGUGUACGGGUUAGUGUAUUACACACGCUACUUUCUUUUCUAUAAACAGAUCUAUCUUUAACAUUUUGACAUACUUGUCUCUCGAGAGAGAAUGGCGUCAUUUGCUGGGAGGCUUGUAGGACGCUUGUUUCAUCUGUCAAAUGAUGUGUUGAGUAUUUACCUGCGGGCCUGAACCACUUCCAUACGAAGCGCAGUGGAUCGAAUGAUAGUAUAGAGCAUUCUCCUCUUAUCUACCACCACAAGUCCGUCGUCCAGCUGAACAUGUUUCUCUACUCCGGUAAGGAGCGCCACCAUUAUUCACUACACACACUAAGCUGAUUUGUCAGGCGAGAUCUACAUCACCCUUCGUCCUCUUCUCUCACCAAACACUUCAUGGCAUCAAACACCACACAACCAAGACCUUUGUUGCAGGUCAUUACUGGCGUCUGGAAGUGGGGCUCCAGCCUGCACCUGAGUCUCUAGGUGUUACAGGUCAUUACUGGCGUCUGGAAGUGGGGCUCCAGCCUGCAUCUGAGUCUCUAGGUGUUACAGGUCAUUACUGGCGUCUGGAAGUGGGGCUCCAGCCUGCACCUGAGUCUCUAGGUGUUGCAGGUCAUUACUGGCGUCUGGAAGUGGGGCUCCAGCCUGCACCUGAGUCUCUAGGUGUUACAGGUCAUUACUGGCGUCUGGAAGUGGGGCUCCAGCCUGCACCUGAGUCUCUAGGUGUUACAGGUCAUUACUGGCGUCUGGAAGUGGGGCUCCAGCCUGCAUCUGAGUCUCUAGGUGUUGCAGGUCAUUACUGGCGUCUGGAAGUGGGGCUCCAGCCUGCACCUGAGUCUCUAGGUGUUACAGGUCAUUACUGGCGUCUGGAAGUGGGGCUCCAGCCUGCACCUGAGUCUCUAGGUGUUGCAGGUCAUUACUGGCGUCUGGAAAUGGGGCUCCAGCCUGCACCUGAGCAUCCAGACGUCAGGUUCAGCUGGACAGGGGCCUCUAAGGCAUGACAGUGAGACAGACAGAGCAGGAUACAACUGUGUCUGUAUACUGUGCUUCUGAGGCCCGUUCAAGGGCGACGUUUCAAUUUGUUUGGGUCUACGCAGCCUCGUGAUUUGUCGUACAGUGGCUCAUUUGAUUACUGUGACUGGAGUUAGUCGCUACUGUCUUCUAAUGUAACUCAUUCCACUACUACCCUUAUGUUGAAGUAAUGUUAUAUUACAGCCCUGACAUAUCUAGGUUACCAGCGUUCACAUGUGUUCUUUCGUGAUAGUUCAACCCAUGUCGAACACUUUGUCUGUCUCUGUAUAUCUUGUAUGCUGCGGUUAGGUCUCCUCUGAAUCUCCUAUUUCCAUAGCUUUGUGAUACUAAGAACUCUUUUACACUAAGAUCAUUCCCCAUUUCUCAUAUUUCUGGUACUGGCUUAAUGCUCACCUUUCAACACUUAACUUUCACGAAUGAAUUAUUAGGUGCAAGUUCCAAUACGCACUGUUCCUCUGGGGCCAGAUUCAC